Molecule: messenger RNA, 2311 nt
Organism: Cornus florida
Lineage: Eukaryota; Viridiplantae; Streptophyta; Magnoliopsida; Cornales; Cornaceae
Exons: 2
Coding region: 948-1955 (335 amino acids)
Source: RefSeq, a predicted model, not a curated record
UUGUUGAACUAAUCUUCAAUUACACAAAGUUUGAGCAGAUAUUUUGAUUAGCAAUCACUAAUUUUUUGUUAGUUUUGAGUAAGUGUUGUCAUGUAUUAGCUCUUCAAUAAGUUCUAAUCUUAAGUCAUUUAAAUCUUUUGGUUCUAGUGUUUUCUGUGAAAUAUACUGUAAUUUCUCUCCCUCUUGGAAGUGUAUCAUGCUUGAAACACUCAUUUGUGGCGUAUUGUUGGUUUUUUAUUUUGAUUCCAUUGUUUUUAAUUAUAGGCAAAAGUGCAAAAAAACCCCUGAACUAUUCACUUUGUUGCAAAUCUCCCCCUAAACUACAAAAGUGUGCAAAUACCCCCCGAGACUCACCGGAUCAGCUUUCCGGCGUCUGUUGAUUUGAAAUGACUGAAAUAACCUUACUUAUUAAAUAAUAUAAAGAAGAAUAAAAAAGCCUAAUUGUGAAAUACCAAUUUUACCCCACUAAUUUGACUGCCAACUCAUCAACUGAUUCAGAUACAGAGUGAAGAUGGUCCCAACAGUGUUACCACCAAGAGUCAAAGUCAAGCCACAACGAUAGAUAUAGUAUGCUCAACAUAGAAGUUGCAGAGAAGCUUUUCACAUUAAAAAAUUAAAGGAAAACGAAUUUAGAAAAUUCCUAACCUCACGAAGUUUCACUCUCAUUUUCUUUUCUACAAUCUGAUUUUGCUUUUCUUUCAAUUCCAGCCUCUCUAGUUUCCAAGAAAACCCAAGAUUUCUAUCACUUUCUGGUUCCUCUUUUUCUUUCAUCAGACAAUUCUCUGCCUUUGCCUUGGAGAACGCGUAAUUUAAUUUCCCCUUCAACAUUGCUUCUUGUUCUUACCAUGCCCAAAUCAACCCACUUCAUAUUUCACAAUUUAUGCAUGUGUUAUCAUCAAUUUCCAGAAACCAAGUAAACUCACUCAAGGUUUAAGUGUAGUUUGGAAAUGGCGAAAGGUACCAGGGGACGCCGCAGGAUCGCUUCACGACAGUGCAGACCGGCCCCUUACUCAUUGCAAUCUGAGGGCAUCCACUCAAAGAAAUGCUCCAAUGUCUUGCAUAAAAAAGAUUGGGAAGAUGCGACAUGUGCUGUAUGUAUGGAGUGUCCUCAUAAUGCUGUUCUUCUGUUAUGUUCCUCUCAUGACAAAGGUUGCCGUCCCUACAUGUGUAGCACCAGCUUGCGUUACUCCAACUGUCUCGAUCAGUACAAGAAAGCCUACACUAAAGUUAAAUCAUGCCAUCAUGGGCAACCUUUGCAUGGCUCAGUUUCUAGUUGGCCCAUUGAGAAAUGUGAAAUAACGGAACUUGCAUGCCCACUUUGCAGGGGGCAAGUGAAAGGGUGGACUGUGGUGGAACCUGCACGGGUGUAUUUAAAUGCUAAGAAGAGGAGCUGCACGCAGGAUCAUUGCUCAUUCAUUGGAACUUACAAGGAGCUGCGGAAACAUGUGAGGGCGGAGCACCCUUCUGCAAGGCCGCGGGAAGUGGAUCCUAUUCUCGAACAGAAUUGGAGAAGUUUCGAGCGCGAGCAAGAACAGAACGAUGUGAUCAGUACUAUAAUGUCAACUAUGCCGGGAGCAAUGGUUUUGGGUGAUUAUGUGAUAGAAGGAAAUCAUUUUAGUUCUGAUACAGACGAAGAUGAAACUUUUGAUGCAGAUGCCCCUGAGAGUAACGGGGGGUUUGAAGCGGGAAUCGAUAGCAAUUUGGUCAAUUUCUUUCUUUUGUUGCAUGCAUUUGGGCCAACAAGAAAUGUUGGCAGAAAUAGAGGGACGAGGAGGCAUGAGGGGAACUCUGGCCGCACAUCGCAUGAAGGUGGUGUUGGAUUUCUAUCCUCCGAUCAAGACAGUGACAAUGAUGAUGACAAUGAUGGUGGUAGCGGUGACAAUGAUGGUGGUAUACCGUUUAGCCAUUUUCCCCGCCAGCGCAGAAUAGUGUCAGCGAGGAGAAGUCGAAGAUAAAUAUCUUAAUGAUGGUGGAAACUGGGAAAAGUUAGUUUUGGGUAGGAAGAAUAUGGAAUUUAUUUUCAACAUUCGUUUCACAGUUGCGUCUCAUUUCUCUCCUGGUUGUUGAAAUGGAAUACCAGAAAAUGAAGGUGGAAAAGAAAGUUGCUUUUGUGCAACUUUUAGUAGUGUAAAUAUUCAUUCCUUCUUUACUUGCCAAAAAAUAAAUUAACACACCUGUACCAUAUUGUGUUUAAAAGUAAAUUUUCAUUAUUCCUGUACCAUAUUUUGUUUAAAUGGCAAAAGGUACUGUAUAUACAUGCUAUUGCUGGUGCAAAUAUGUUUGUGGAAUGAUACUCUGACUUGCUAUUGUA